This is a messenger RNA of Cheilinus undulatus (humphead wrasse), 4919 nucleotides long. RefSeq names its product latent transforming growth factor beta binding protein 3 (gene ltbp3). Gene Ontology annotation, molecular function: calcium ion binding. The record is from RefSeq and is a predicted model, not a curated record. The transcript has 29 exons. Lineage: Eukaryota; Metazoa; Chordata; Actinopteri; Labriformes; Labridae. The coding region runs from base 364 to 4089 and encodes 1241 amino acids.
UUCUUUCUCUCCCAAACCCACAUACGCACUAACUCUCCAACGCGUCAGGCGAGAAGAAGAAGAAGACGGAGAAAACAGGAGAAAGAGCGACUAAAGCGAGGAUAACUUUUCCAACAACAGCAGCGAGGACGAGGAGGAACUUCUAAAGAUGUCAAACGUGUCGGUUUUGCGGACGGAUCACUUUGGAGCGCGAGGGAAGUGAUUUUUUUUCCUUUAGGGAGACAUCAGGAGCGAGGACGCGCGUUUUUUUCCGCCGUAUGAGACGUCAGAAAUCAGCUUGGGUUAACAAAGCAGGCGCCUUUGAGCUGGAUCUGGUGAUUUAAUGUGCCUGGAUCUCCGUGGAGGGCAGUGAAGGAUGCCAGGAUGCCCUCUCUGAUCCCCCAUCUGCUUGUCAUCUGGCUGAGCGUCCACAGGCUGGCGUGGUGCACGGAGCGCUCCUCCACACGGGAGCGCUUCAAGGUGGUCAUCGCUCCUCUCAUCUGCAAGCGGAUCUGCCUGAAGGGCCAGUGUCAGGAUACGUGCGAGCAGGGCAACAACACCACGCUGAUCGCUGAGAACGGCCAGGGCGCAGACACACUGAUCGGACAGGGCUUCAGGGUCGUUGUGUGUCCCCUGACGUGCUUGAAUGGAGGAGUAUGCAGUUCGAGGAAGCACUGCCUGUGCCCUCCUGGCUUCACUGGUCGCCUCUGCCAGUUUCCAAUCCCGCAGACACAACAAGCUCAAGCAGCACGGGGGAACGAGUCGCCCGUCUACCCCAUCGCUCUGAAACCAGACGGUCUGAAACUUGGGGAACAGUCAAGCGUGACGAGGACACAGCUCACGCAGACGCACUCAGUUUUUACAAUCCCUUUCUCAUCAGAAGUACAGGUUAAUUUACGUGUCCACCACGCACCAGACACCUCUGUAGUCAUUCAACCUCUUGACCAACCAGAGGACAAGCCCCCUACUAAGACAGGGACACGUCCUAUUCCUACGGGACACAAACCAAAGGGGCGCUGCUUCCAGGAGACCACUCCAAAACAAGCGUGCAACAGCACCCCACUUCCUGUUCUGACCAAUCAGGAGGAUUGCUGUGGCAGUGUGGGGAACUCAUGGGGACAGAAUAAGUGUUAUCAGUGCCCCAAACUACCAAAUGCAUCAGUCAAACACACCAUUGUAGAGGACUACGGCUCAACGUGUCCACAAGGCUAUAAAAGAUAUAACAGCACUCACUGCCAAGAUAUCAACGAGUGCUCCAUGCAGGGUGUCUGUCAGAAUGGAGACUGUCUGAACACCCUGGGCAGCUUUAAAUGUUUAUGUAAGGCCGGUUUGGUGCUGGAAAGAAAUCGAUGUAUCGACCCUCCAGGUGAGCGAGCUCAGUGCUUCCUGUUGGUGACAAACGACAGAGGCUGCGAACACGCUCUGUCCACUCACAUCACACAGGAGAUGUGCUGCUGCACUGUGGGCAAAGCCUGGGGACGCAACUGUGAACUAUGUCCUCAGGUGGGCACAGUGGCCUUCAGUAAGAUCUGUCCAGCAGGGAAAGGCUACUUUUAUCAACACAUUACAGAGACCGUGGACCUCCGUCCUUAUAUCCCCACCUUCAAGCUUGAAAAGAAAGAACCAAAGCAGCCGGAGAGGCGUCCAGAGGUGACGACUGCUGCUCAGCAGGCUCCCAUCAGCACCCACAGUCCUCGUGUGCCUGUUGUUAAACCCACCCCUCCAACAAUCAUCAGAUUGACCCCAGGCAAUGACCCCUUCGAAACACAGACUAAAGUCUUGCCAGAGACAGAUGAAUGCAAGCUAAGCAGGAACAUCUGUGUUCAUGGAGAUUGUGAGAACAGCCCAAAUGGCCACAUCUGUCACUGUCACCCCGGCUACCGUCUCAACCCGCAGAGGAACAUCUGUGAGGAUAAUAACGAAUGUGAGUCAGACCCAUGUGGUCAUGGCCGAGGACAAUGCAUCAACACAGAGGGAGGUUACAAAUGCCUCUGUCGUCUGGGCUAUAAACACAUGGUGCAGCAUGGCAGGCUGAAGUGCGUAGAUGUGAACGAGUGCUCUAAGCCGGACAUCUGUGGUGUUGGAGGCCAGUGUUUGAACCUCCCCGGCUCUUAUAAAUGUGAAUGCCACAGCGGCUACAGGAGCAAGUCGAACCGUCACCCUGCCUGUGAAGACAUAAAUGAGUGUUUGAAUCCCGACACUUGUCCCAAUGAGCAGUGUGAGAACACACCAGGCUCCUAUGAAUGUGUCCCAUGUCUGCCAGGUCAUGAGGCUCGUUCUGGUACCUGCUACGACAUUAAUGAGUGUCAGAAGCCUGGCAUUUGUCCUAAUGGGCGCUGUGAGAACCUCCCUGGUACUUACCGCUGCCUGUGUAAUGAGGGCUUCAUCCCAAAUGCAGACAGCAAAGGCUGCAGCGACAUUGAUGAGUGCGAGGACCACCGGCUGUGUGCUUACGGUCACUGCCUCAACACAGAGGGCUCCUUCCAGUGCCAGUGCUACCCAGGAUACCAGCGCACACAGGAGGGCAGCCAUUGUGAAGAUAUAAAUGAGUGUGAGAGGCCAUCAAACUGUCAGCGCGGCCGCUGUAUCAACAGCAUGGGCUCAUACCACUGUGAGUGCCAGAAAGGCUACACGCUGGUCGGAGGCAGAAGGUGCCAAGACAUUGAUGAAUGUGCCACAGACAGAAAUCUCUGCCAGCCCUACGGAUCUUGUGAGAACAGACCCGGAUCUUAUUCAUGUGUCUGCAAUCACGGGUACGUCCUCUCAGAGGACAAACACAGCUGCGAGGCAGUUCGAGUGCAGACCGAUGAGAAGAAGGAGUGCUACCUGAACCUGGAUGACACCGUGUUCUGUGACAGUGUCCUCGCCACCAAUGUCACCAAGCAGGAGUGCUGUUGCUCAAUCGGGGUGGGAUGGGGAGAUCACUGUGAGAUCUACCCCUGUCCUGUCUCCCACUCAGCUGAGUUCCACUACCUGUGUCCAAAUGGACAAGGUCUCUACUACGAUGAAGGGCUCAUGUACAGCCUGCCUGCUUACCAUGAUAUUGAUGAGUGCUCUUUAUUUGCUGAUGAAAUCUGCAAGAAGGGUCGCUGUGAGAACACGCUGCCAGGCUACGAGUGCUACUGUCAACGGGGCUUCUACUAUGACAGCAACCUGCUCGAGUGCAUUGAUGUAAAUGAAUGCCAUGAUGAGUCUCUGUGUACUAAUGGCCAGUGCAUCAACACCGAAGGCUCCUUCUACUGUAACUGUAACUAUCCCUGGUCUCCAGACUCCAACAAGAAGAAGUGCAUAAUGACAACAGUAGCAGAUGUGAACGAGUGUGAGGACCCAGAAAACUGUAAGAAUGGCCACUGUGUGGACACUCCAGGGUCGUACUACUGCAUCUGCUCUCCACCCUGGACCCUGGCCAUCGAUCGCAACAGCUGUGUGACUCCUGAGGAGCAGGCUGAUGUGAAUGAGUGCCAGGACCCCUCGUACUGUAAGAAUGGGAGGUGUGAGAACACGCCCGGCUCCUUUCACUGUUUUUGUGACCCUCCCCUCACCUUCAGUGCAGCGCUGAAACAGUGCGUCUAUGACGAUCGCACUGCAGCCCACAAAGACGUGUGUUUCCUGCAGGUUGAUGAAGGUUUGAUCUGCAGCCAGCCCAGGAACGAUAUUGUGGUGACCUACUCAGAGUGUUGCUGUCACUACGGCCGUGGCUGGGGGCCGGAGUGUAACACCUGUCCAUCCAGAAACUCAGAGAUGUUCAGCCGUCUGUGUGAGAUGCAUCUGGAGACUGAGUCUGAUGGGGAGCAGGAUUUCCUUGCAGCUUUUGCCAAUUACAACCCAGGUGAUAGUUCAGAGGAGGAUUCAGACGAGUGCAGCUGUGCAAAUGGACGAUGCGUCCGCUCCUACCUUGGCACCAUGUGUGAAUGUAACACAGGCUUUAGGCUGGACCACUCCCGCACCCGCUGUAUAGACAUUGAUGAGUGUGGAGAACCAGGAACUCGUGUGAGCCCAUGCAAGAACGCACGCUGUGUAAACACCCCCGGAUCAUACAAGUGCUACUGCAAACACGGCUUUGUGCCCACACGCAGGCCGAACAUUUGUGUCCGACGCAGGACCCGAUAACCUCCGUGUGCCUUUCAGUUUAUCCCUCUCUACAGUACAAGACGGACUCAAACACGCCUGUAGUACAGACAGGGGACUGUGUGUACUUGCUCCUAAAAACAGGAGCUCUCAGCAGCAGCCAUCCCAUAGUGCUGGCCAAUAUAAAACUUGCAAAACAUAUCACCGUCUGCUCCUCUCUCAAUCCCUGUUUCACAUUUAAAAAAUACCAUCCAAUACAGCUCAGAUGUUUGACAAACAUUUUUGUAAUUAUUGUUUUUAAGCAGUUUUUGUUAAGUUUAAAUUUUGCAUUUCUGUGUCCUUUCAUUGAUCUCCAUGUUGCAUUGUUUUGAAAUUGAAAUUCAGAUCCAAAGAUCAAUCUGGUUGUCUACUUAAGCCCGUUUAAUAUUUGUAUAAUACCGUCACAACCUAGAAAUGUCACAGUAGUCCCCUUUACAUUCCCCUCAAGUCAACAUUUUCUUGUAUCUGUUCCUUAUUUGACGUCAUCUGAAGCGUAUUUUCUAACUUCACAUUGUUUGUCUUUUGUUAUUGUACAGUUUGUUUGAUGGUCUGACAGUGUGUAAGAAUGGUCCCUGUCCUAUCCCUGUUUAUUUGUUGUUGUAAAAUAUGACAAACCUGAAGUUUUUGUAUAAUUUGACAUGUGCAACUAAGUGGACUGUAAGCUAGAUUAAAAGUCAUGCACUUAAACAAUAUAGCGGGAAUAUUUGCUUUAUUUAGCUUAUUCCGCAAAAACAUGAAAGUUUGACGUCUGUUGUCACGAUUGCUGCAUUAAAGUAUUUUGAAAACCAAAGAAGCUUUUGACAAGAAGACUUUAAUAAAAAAUAAGAUGUCAA